This is a messenger RNA of Gopherus flavomarginatus (Mexican gopher tortoise), 1621 nucleotides long. RefSeq names its product autoimmune regulator (gene AIRE). Bases 1 to 1527 code for a protein of 508 amino acids. Lineage: Eukaryota; Metazoa; Chordata; Testudines; Testudinidae. Gene Ontology annotation, molecular function: DNA-binding transcription factor activity, RNA polymerase II-specific; DNA binding; translation regulator activity. The transcript has 13 exons. The record is from RefSeq and is a predicted model, not a curated record. Gene Ontology annotation, biological process: humoral immune response; regulation of transcription by RNA polymerase II. Gene Ontology annotation, cellular component: cytoplasm; nucleus.
AUGUCCAGCACUGACAGGGCCUUGGGAGAAGGGGACCUGCGGCAGCUGCUGAAGCUAUACCGCACAGAGAUCUCCAUGGCUGUGGACGACGUUUUCCCAUUGCUUCAUGGACUUGCUGAUCAUGAUGUUGUCACAGAGGAGAUGUUCAAGGAAACACUGAGUUUGAAGGAGCAGGAGGGUUCUCACAAGGCCUUCCAUGCCAUGCUGACAUGGCUACUGAACCGGGAUUCAUCCUCCAUCCAGGACUUCUGGAGGGUCCUCUUCAAGGAUUACAACCUGGAGAGAUACUCCAAGCUCCAGCCUAUUCAGAGCAACUUUCCCAAAGAUGUGGAUCUCAGCAGACAGCGCCGGGGGAGGAAACCACCCCCCAGCCCCAAGAUGUUGGUGCAGCACAAACAGCAGCCAAAGAGGAAAGCACCAGAGGAACGGGACUCUCCCCAGGCAGCUCAGCCCUUGCUAAAAUGCAACUCAAAUCCUGGGACCCUGCCAAAGGCAAAAGCUGUAAAGAAACCAGAAGGUGUGGAGAUCCAACGUUUCCCUCUGGGAAAUGGCAUUCAGAGUAUGGCUGCCUCAGUCCAGAGGGCUGUUACUGUGUCAUCCAGUGAACUGCCAGUGAGCUGCGGGGCUGUAGAAGGAAUUCUCAUCAAACAGGUGUUUGAGUCAGGGGGCUCCAAGAAAUGUGUCAAAGUUGGAGGCGAGUUUUAUGCACCAAGCAAGUUUGAGGAACCUGGGGGAAAGAACAAAAGCCGAAGCCUGAAGCCCAGUGUGCGAGCCAAGGGAUUUCAAGGGCCCCAAUAUGUAUGCUUUCAGCAAACACAAGUUCCACCAUUUCCAUCCAUUGCCCAGCCCAAGCUGGGUCAGAAGAACGAUGAUGAAUGUGCAGUGUGCAGGGAUGGUGGGGAGCUGAUCUGCUGUGACGGCUGCCCCAAAGCUUUCCAUCUGGCCUGCCUCGUGCCCCCACUGACAGAAAUUCCAAGCGGGACAUGGAGGUGCAUCUCCUGCUCAACUGAGAAAGUGAAGCAGGACCAGCACAUAGAAGAGGAGCAGGUCAGAGAGCCACCAUCUGAGACACAGGGUUACAGGACGCUCCCCCAAGGUAUAGAAUGUCACAGUGGGGCUGAGUAUAAAAUCCAAAUUCUCCACCUUUCCUUUCCACAGAAACUGACAGUUGGUGAGAAAUGUGGAGUCUGCAGGGGAGGAGGAGACAUGACCUACUGUGCCCAGUGCUUCAAGGCCUUCCACGCCAACUGCCACUUCCCUGCCCAAGCAGAGCGGCUCAGUGAAAUCUUGCUAUGCAAGUCCUGCUCUGGCAGCUCUGGAACCAGUGGCCUGGAGGGAACAGUGACCUCAAAUAACCAUGCACUAAGAGCAGCAAAGGCAGUGGAAGAAUCUGCUGGGAAUGACCCGAUCCUGAAUAAAGAAGAGUUGGACUCUCUCCUGGGUGAGAGCUCCUUUGAUGGGAUUCUGCAGUGGGCAUUCCAGAACAUGUCUCGUCCACUCUCAGAUACUCACGGAUUUUUCUCUUAGCUCCUGUUGUAAUUGUGGACAUGUCAUGCCAACUUGCUGCCCUCCAUACAUUGGACUUGACACUAAUCAUCUUUAAAUGUCUUGUGCCGACAUC